AUAUUCCUGGUGACAUAAUCGUUUCCCUAAUUCACACUUCCCCUUCCCUUCUCCUUCCUACCCAAUUCUCCUCUUCAUCUUUCUUUUUCAUAGUUUCAGUCCUCGACUCGUUGGCUACUCUCUCUCUCUCUCUCUCUCUCUCGUUAGGGUUUAGGGUUCAUGGCUGCUUGAAUAGAGAUGAAUGCUCCAUUACCUGCUUUACUUCGAAGAGCUUCCACGGUACAUUACCUGAGCUUCUCUGAUUCGUAUUUAAUUCUCUCAGAUUUGGAAAGUAUUUUAAAUCUAAAUUGGUUCUGAAAAAGGAAAGUGAAAUGGAUAACUUGACAAAUGGCAAAAGAUGGCGGUUGAAGCUUUAGUAGAAGAGUCUGUUCGUUUUGGAUUUUUUGGAGAUCAUCAUCGUUUGGAGUAUUAAGGAAAUCAGGAUCGGUUGACACUUGAUGAUGGAAGAAUCGGUGGAGAAUGGAGUCAAUAGGCCUCCUUCUCUUGCUCCCUUUCUUACUAAAUGCUAUGAUAUGGUCGAAGAUCCAGCUACUGAUUCCAUCGUUUCAUGGAGUUCAUCUAAUGAUAGCUUCAUUAUUUGGGAUAUGACUGCGUUUUCUAAGGAAUUGCUUCCCAAAUACUUCAAGCAUAGCAAUUUCUCUAGCUUCGUCAGGCAACUUAAUACAUAUGGUUUCAGGAAAGCUGAUCCAGAUCGCUGGGAAUUUGUAAACGAGGGCUUUAUUAAAGGGCAGAAGCAUUUACUGAGGACUAUUACCCGGAAGAAACACUCUCAUGGCCUUGUUCAGCAGAAGCAGCCCCGACAGAAGAACACUUCAGUUGGAGCAUGUGUUGAAGUUGGAAAAUUUGGGCUUCAUGAAGAAGUUGAGAGUCUCAAGAGAGACAAGAACGUGCUCAUGCAAGAGUUGGUUAAGGUCAGGCAGCACCAGCAAACUGCAGAGGCUAGACUCCUUUGCUUGACAAAACGCCUUCAAGGGAUGGAGAAGGGACAGCAACAGAUGUUGUCUUUCUUGGCAAUGGCAAUGCAGAAUCCUGGUUUUUUGUCUCAGUUAUUUCAACAAAAUGAGAACUGGCGCAUGGCUGACACAAGCAAGAAGAGACGUCACCCCACACUAGAACAAGGUGCUGAAGACGAUGAACCUGUAGCUUCUGAUGGGCAGAUAGUGAUGUACCAGCCACCAAGGAAUGAGAACACAAAUACCGUUUUCAUGCCAAUCUUGGAUUCAAAUGUGUCUCGGGAUUUCGAAAACGGAGCAAAUGAGAUCUUCAUGAAUAUGGAUUUCAUGCCUUCACCAAUGGAAAAAGACUUGCUGUCUACAGAAAAUGGUGACCCAUUUAUCAUCUCAGAUUUACUAGAUGAUGAUCAAAUGUUGGAGCAGCUUCUACUAGCUGGUCCAUUCUUGGAGAAUGUUGAAGAGACCGAGUCAAGUAUUCUCGAUUCCAUGGACACUGGGAUGGAAGUAGAAUCAACAGAAAAUAAAACCAGUUCAGAGAUGAUGCAGUUGGAAUCAACUGUACUUGAUAACAGUUCAGAGACAUCACAGAAGUUGGACAUCGUAACGGAACAAAUGGAGCUUCUACCAUCUGAAACUAACAGCAGACAAGAGGUUUCUGCCACUUAUAAGUAGAAGGCAUGUUCCAGAUUCUUCCGAACCAGUCAUUUUCCUUCAGUUCUAUCAGCAUUAUAUUGUUCUUAAUAUUUUUGUAUUAAGAGUCGGUACAAGAAAAGAAUAUAAUAUAAUCUUUUGUUGAAUGAACUAUCAA
This is a messenger RNA of Macadamia integrifolia, 1761 nucleotides long. RefSeq names its product heat stress transcription factor A-1-like. The transcript is spliced from 2 exons. The record is from RefSeq and is a predicted model, not a curated record. Gene Ontology annotation, biological process: regulation of transcription by RNA polymerase II. Gene Ontology annotation, molecular function: RNA polymerase II cis-regulatory region sequence-specific DNA binding; DNA-binding transcription factor activity. Gene Ontology annotation, cellular component: nucleus. NCBI's taxonomy places the organism in Eukaryota, Viridiplantae, Streptophyta, Magnoliopsida, Proteales, Proteaceae. Bases 438 to 1625 code for a protein of 395 amino acids.